AUGGAUCGCCGUGAUGAAGACGCUGCGCUACUUCACCCACAUGACGGCGACGACCGCGGAUCACGUCGUUACGAUCGAGGUGGCCGGGGCUACUCUCGCCCUUACUACGACGAUGGCACUCGCAGCGAUGAUGCCCGACGUGGUCCUGACGAGGAUCUUCGUCAUUUUUCCGCCUCUCCAGGUGGCAGCCCAGAUCGCCAUCCUCGUCGCGAUCGUUCUACAUCGCCUCUUCGACAAGCUGGUACUCCGAGUGAUACUGUGAUCCUGGAAGGCUUGCCAUCCGAUGUAUCUCUCGAGACGCUGCGAGAUUGUCUCUUCAAACAGUCCGAUCUGUCACAAUAUCCAUCUGUCGAUGUUCGCAUUCCCUCGGCUGGGCGAGGCAAGCGUCGCGCUUUCGCGCAGUUCGAGAAUGUCGAGCAAGCGGUCGAGUUUGUCAAAGGAAACUAUCCUAAGCUUGUCAUCAACUUCUUCAGCGGAGAGGCUGAUGAUACUACGGACGGCAUGACCCUCAUUUAUAUCCACUACGCAAGGAACCGCGAUGACGCCGAGCGAGAAAGUCGCGCUGGAACUGCCGCCAACUGGAGCUGUCCGACUUGCGACUUCUCAAAUUAUGCGACAAGGAGCCGCUGCAAAAACUGCGGUGGUCCACCUACAGAUCCGUCCCAGUACCGGUUCUUGUUGACUGGCGAGAGUGAUGCAUCGGAUACACCUUCUCAAAUCUUGGUUUUCUUCCCUUUGGCGCCCUCCGUUACCGAGGAUGUGUUCUCGGCGGGAGUUGGAAAACUGGAGCUCGUGCAAAAGCAAGCAUCAGCAAAGAACUCGGGCGACGGUCCAAAGCUCAAGUCCACUGCUCCGACUGGCGAUGCAUCUGGCUACGGCGCAAGGCCUGGCUCUCUGCACCGCACAUUCAUGAUGCGUGACCAAGAGACGAACGAGUCAUUUAACUUUGGAUUUGCCGAGUUCUGGACCGUGGAAGACGCGUUGGCGGCCAUGAAGAAGUUCAAGAUGAUGCGCGAAUUCACCAUUGCCUCGAAACCAGUGACAGUUUCGACCAUCCAUCUCGGCGUCUUCGUGCCAGAACUGAGGGAAGUGACCAGGUUCAACGAGCGGGUCUCUUUCAACCCGCUGUUUAACCCGGCUAUUCGGGUCAAGUACUGGGAGCCUCACGUAUAUCCCAGCCAGAAAGUGAUCACCGAGGUACCUCCCGGCGGCACCUCUGGAGACGGAAGCAAAGGGGAUGCUACCGACGAGGCGAAGAAGGGCAAGAAACGCAAGGCAGAUGGAAACCUGCCCGCCUCUUCCACCAAGAAGUCGGUGCCGAUGGCUGGGCAAAUGGCGUUUUGGCAGAAACGGCACGUCGAAAUACACGAGGGCAAGCGAGCCGCUGAUGCUGUUGGUGAAGAUGGCCAGUCUGAAGAGCGCGCGCCGGUAAAGAUCUCUCUGUCUGGCGCGAACGCGAUAUCUACCGGCCCUAUCAAGAUUUCUUUAACGGGCGUCAGUCUAUCGAAAGCUCCCGCUCCGACGGCAUCGCCCAAUGGGGCUCCUGCGGUUGAGGACCCUGCGACAUCUGGGCCUUUGCCGGGAGCUGGCGCUCCAGAUAAGACAUCCACGCCAGAAGCGCCAACAUCAUACGUGGACCGCGAAAAGAUCUGCUGCUUGAUCUGUAUGAUGAAGUACAAGUCUCUGGAUGAUCUUAACACGCACGAAAAAUCGAGAAACCACAAGAACGCCACAGCAGAUGAGGAGAAGGUCAAGGCAGCCAAGCCGCGACUAGCUGCCCGCGACAAGAGGAUGGCGAAACAGGCAGAGGAGCAACCCCCGACGACAGCGGGGAACGAAGAAUCGGCACCGCAAUACCGCGAUCGCGCCAAGGAACGAAGAGAGGUGUUUAACCAACCCGCGAAACCCAAGGCCCCCCCUGUCCAAGGCGGUGCCAAGUCAGGGCGCAAAGACGACAAGUCGACCAACCCUCCGGCGGCGACGGCGGCGGCAUCCAAGGAAAAGACACCUCCACCGGCGCCUCCGAAGUCCAAGGGCGCGGGGAUGCUGGCUAAAAUGGGCUGGACCACGGGACAGGGUCUGGGUGCCAACGGUGACGGCCGCACCGAGGUGAUUGCCACUCACGCGUACCAGGAGGGCGUCGGCCUCGGCGCCGAGGGCGGAAACUUGGGCGACGCGGCAGAGCUGGCCCAGCGCAAGACUACGAAUAGCUAUGCCGAGUAUGUGAAUACGGUGCAGGACCGGGCUAGGGAGCGGUAUAAUAAGAUGAACUGA
Colletotrichum phormii is the source of this 2274-nucleotide messenger RNA. RefSeq lists its product as uncharacterized. Gene Ontology annotation, biological process: mRNA splicing, via spliceosome. Gene Ontology annotation, cellular component: nucleus. The transcript is spliced from 3 exons. The record is from RefSeq and is a predicted model, not a curated record. Gene Ontology annotation, molecular function: RNA binding. Bases 1 to 2274 code for a protein of 757 amino acids. Lineage: Eukaryota; Fungi; Ascomycota; Sordariomycetes; Glomerellales; Glomerellaceae.